AUGGAGGGAUUUAAUGGUGAUGAAGAUAAUAUCCUUGAGCAAUUAGGCUUGGACAAUUUGACAGAAGAUCUUGGGAAUAUUGUUGAGAACCGAAAACGACAGCGUAAUGAUAAUGAAGAUGAUGAGUUAAACGGAGUCAAUGGGGAUGAUAAUGGAAGAGGAAAGAACAUAAUCAAAUGGGGUAGGAACGGAGUGAGGGAAAAUGUUUUGUGGGAUGAUGGGGGUGCUCCAAUAUGGCCAACACAGAAGUGUGGGGAGUUUUCUCGCUACCUUGGAUAUUUGGCAAGUGAUGGUGGACUGUAUCCUAUCGAUGUGCCAUCCUUCACUGAAUUUAAAAAGGGAGAUAACCAUGAUAGGAUGUGGGAAAAGGUUCAGGGAACUAUUGAUUGGUCCAAUCCAGAGACAGAAAAAAGAAAAUUCACAAUUAGGAAGUAUGUAAUAGACAUUAUCAAUGACCGUUGGAGACAUCAUAAGCAUAUACUGAAGAAGAAAUUUUGGGAACCUUAUCAGAAUUCUCCUUCAAGGUUCGUGUGCAGCGACAAUACUGUUGACAGCGGUCAAUGGGAAAGGUUUGUGACCAGGUUGGAAAAGGCAGAGACAAAGGUUUGGGAAACUCAUAAAAACUUAUAUCUGUGAUAAUGAAUUAAUUAUUAAUGUAAUUUGUUCAACAACAAUUGAUGUCAUUGAUUUAUUCACACUUGUGCUUGCAUAUAGGAAAAAGCUGCAAUUAAUGUCAGAAAUAGGAAACAAAAGAAGAUGAGCCAUACUACUGGAACAAUGACUUAUGCAGCAAAAAUUUAUAAAUGGCAACUAGAAAACAAAAAGGAUGCACCGCCUAACCGUAAAGAGAGAUUCAAGAUAACCCACCUAAAGAAGGGAUCUAAAACAGAGUACAUUGAUGAAGCAUCAACACAAGCUGUG
Messenger RNA from Rosa chinensis, 921 nucleotides. RefSeq lists its product as uncharacterized. Bases 1 to 636 code for a protein of 211 amino acids. The record is from RefSeq and is a predicted model, not a curated record. The transcript is spliced from 3 exons. Lineage: Eukaryota; Viridiplantae; Streptophyta; Magnoliopsida; Rosales; Rosaceae.